Molecule: messenger RNA, 849 nt
Organism: Saprolegnia parasitica CBS 223.65
Lineage: Eukaryota; Oomycota; Saprolegniomycetes; Saprolegniales; Saprolegniaceae
Exons: 2
Coding region: 1-849 (282 amino acids)
Source: RefSeq, a predicted model, not a curated record
AUGGUGGCCGAAGACGGGCUCCUCGUCGUCGUCAACGGCAUUGGCAUGCCAGUUCUUAUCCGCGCGUACGGCGACGUCCUCCUGCCACCCAACGCGGCGGUCAGUGUCGUCAGCGCCCUCUUCCAUGCAACGCUCGACUCGAAGACGGUGCUCACAUCCGUCGCUAGCCAGGCGUACGCGAUCACGUACCGGCACUUGCCAACAAGUGGCGUGCUUCUCGCCUUCUUCCAUCGCCGCUAUGCAGCGGGCAUCGAUGGCGUAUUGACGUGGCUCGAGCACUGUCUCUGCCUCUUCGUGGGACCGACCCUGCUCCUGUCGACGGACGCCGGCGCCCUCAAGUUUGAGCUAGCGCGCAGCCAUGUGGUCGAGUCUCUCGAUUGGCUCGUCGCUCACCGAGCGGAGAUGGACCUCGCCCUCGGUCAGCCUGUUUCGACGCCCGGCGACAUUGCUUGCUUGGACGACAUUUUAACGUGGCAUAGCGACAUGUACGUGCUCUCGCAUGGCGUUGUCGUCGGCGACCGUGGCGACGUGCGCUCGACGCUGACCCGCCACGAGAUGGUGCUGAGCGUCGUCUUGGCCAAGCAGUUUGCUCUCCAGUCCAAGGACAAGCAGUUGCAGCACGCGAUGUACACGGCGGGUACGCGGAAGCGCCAGAUUGUGCUCGUCCGCGUCGCACCCAACGUUGCAUGGUUUGGGCUGGCCGACGACGCUGUGCCGACAUCUGUCAUUCAGAGCACAGUCGUCGACAAGCUCGCGCUCUGGUGCAGUUGCACGGACGUGAGCCGGCUCUCGCGUUCGAGUCUGGCUCUAGAGAAAGCUCUGACGGGGCCGCUGCUCGGGUUCGCCUGA